Zasmidium cellare ATCC 36951 is the source of this 1134-nucleotide messenger RNA. RefSeq lists its product as uncharacterized. The coding region runs from base 1 to 1134 and encodes 377 amino acids. The record is from RefSeq and is a predicted model, not a curated record. Lineage: Eukaryota; Fungi; Ascomycota; Dothideomycetes; Mycosphaerellales; Mycosphaerellaceae. The transcript has a single exon.
AUGGCAUCGAAGAAAGCCUCAGACCUCAAAAUCGCCCGCAUUGACGUCUACCAAGUCGACCUAGGCUACAGCGGCGAAGUCUACCGCCUCUCCGGUGGUCGAGAGCUCAGCAGCUUCGACGCAACCAUCGUUCGAAUCACAACACAAACCGGAAUUGAAGGCUGGGGAGAAAGCACGCCGUUUGGAUCAACAUACAUCGCCGCGCACCCCUUAGGCAUACGAGCCGCAAUCGCUGAGCUGGCACCUAAGCUGAUCGGUCUCGAUCCCCGCCGAACGGACCGCAUCGACGAUGUUAUGGAUGCGAAUCUUGUCGGCCAUGAGUCUGCCAAGUCGGCGCUCAAUGUUGCGUGCUGGGAUAUCUUUGGGAAGUCAGUGGGGUUGCCUGUCUGCGAGCUGCUGGGUGGGAGGACGGAUGCACAGAUGCCGAUUAUCUGUUCAUUGUCUGCUGGCUCGCCACAAGAAAUCGGAGAGGAGCUGGCCUCAUUCCGAUCAAGAGGGUAUACAGCAUUCUCAGUCAAGAUCGGAGGCAAAGAUCCAGCAGAAGACGUCGAGAGGAUGAAGACUGCCCUUUCAGGACGAAAGCCCGGUGAUUUCUAUACAAUCGACGCCAACGGCGGCAUGACCGUCGAAGGCGCCCUUCGAAUGCUUCGCCUCAUUCCACAGGAUCUAGACUUCGUCCUCGAGCAGCCAUGCGGAACAUGGAGAGAAUGCCUCGCCCUCCGCCGCCGCACCAACGUCCCCAUCAUCUUCGACGAGCUGGCAACGAACGAAGCCUCGCUCAUCCAGAUAAUCCGCGACGACGCCGCAGAAGGCAUCAGCAUGAAAAUCGCAAAGUGCGGCGGUCUGACCAAAGCUCGUCGCCAGAGAGACCUGUGCGUCGCGGCGGGAUACACGAUUGGCGUGUUCGACUCUGCUGGCUCGGAUAUUGCGUUCGCGGCGAUUGUACAUCUCGCGCAGACGGUUCCUGAGAGGUUCUUGCAUUGUGUCUUUGAGUGUCGGGAGAUGUCGACGGGGAAGACGGCGGAUGGCGAAUAUACGCAUGGUGGAGGGCGUAUUCGGGCUCCGGAUGCGCCGGGGCUGGGGGUUACGCCGAGGAUGGAUGUGCUUGGGGAGCCUGUGGCGAGUUAUUCGUAG